AUGUCACUGAAUCCAUCAUCUAAACACAAAUCAAAACGGGGGUCUUCUGACGACAAGAAAUCUUCGAGCGGAUCAGAAGCAGGCUCAGUGAAGCUCCUGACAGCAUAUCCGGGAUUCGACAAACUUGUCAAAGAUCUGAAAAAAUUUGACUCUUCCCUCAAAUUGGGAUAUCACCAUGGAGACACAAGCCUCAAAGCGCGUGAAAAUAAUUUCCGAGAUGCCAUGGAAAAUCUGCUGAAGGCAUCGAAAGCUUUUGCAGAUAAGGCUGAAGAGAUAAGUAAGCUUACGGCACGAAAGAAGCGUCGAAUAGACCAGCUAGACUCGUUUAAGAGGGACUGCGGAGGUGGAAAGGAUGACGCAGAAAUGGUUUGGAAGAAAUGGUUAAAGAAGAGAUUGAAGAAGAGAAAAUGA
This is a messenger RNA of Botrytis byssoidea, 411 nucleotides long. RefSeq lists its product as uncharacterized. The record is from RefSeq and is a predicted model, not a curated record. The coding region runs from base 1 to 411 and encodes 136 amino acids. NCBI's taxonomy places the organism in Eukaryota, Fungi, Ascomycota, Leotiomycetes, Helotiales, Sclerotiniaceae. The transcript has a single exon.